This is a messenger RNA of Condylostylus longicornis, 2307 nucleotides long. RefSeq lists its product as uncharacterized. Lineage: Eukaryota; Metazoa; Arthropoda; Insecta; Diptera; Dolichopodidae. The record is from RefSeq and is a predicted model, not a curated record. The transcript has 9 exons. The coding region runs from base 1 to 2307 and encodes 768 amino acids.
AUGCGAACAAUAAUUAAUAAUAAUAAAUUUAAUAUAAUUUCAUUAUUAUUAUUAAACAGAAACUAUUCAAUAAUACCGUUGUUAAUAUUAGGGUUAUUUAUUAAUAUUAAAGAGACUUUUUCUUUAUGCUAUUUUCCAAUUGAAAUACAAGGAUCAUAUAUAACACAAGGUUCAACAUUUAUAUCAAAUAACAAUAACAACAAUAAUAAUAAUAGUACAAUACAAUAUAAUCAAAUAAAUAUAACAGAAGAUUCAAUACCAAUAUUAGGUAUAUGCUAUCGUCGUAUUAUCGAUAAUAAUAUUAUAUUAAUGAUGAGUUCAGAUGAAACAACAUGCUAUAGAUGCUUUAAUAUUAAAUUAAUUUCAAAAAAUUUAUUAAGAAUAUUAACAACAAAUAAAGAUUUUAUAUUUAAAUGUUAUGCAAAUGAAGGAAAAGCUUUACAAUCAUGUCCUCAAGAUGAUGAUGAUAAUUUAAUUAUAGCAAAUAAUAAUAAUAAUAGUAAUAAUAAUAAUGAGAGAAUAUAUGACAAAAAGAAUUUCAAACAAUAUAACGAAAUUAUAUUAUAUAAAAAAUUAUCAUAUGAUGGUGAAAAAAUUCGUGGAGAAUAUUGUCCAUUUAACGGCCCCUAUAAAAUUUCUUAUUUUAAUAAUAAUAAUAAAGAAAAUAUAAUAAAAUGUACAAAAGAAUCAAAAUCUAAAUUAGAUAAUUGUCCAUCUGGAUCAUCAUUAAAUUUACGCUUACGUGGAUGUUCAUCAUUUAAUAGUCAUGAUGUAGUAUUGGAAUGUCUCGGACAUUGGGAAAAUAAGGAACAUGAAAAAUUUUUAGCUUUAAAAAAUUCAAAUUAUAAUCAAAAUUCAAAUGAAAAAAUUUUAUUUAAUGGAUUAGAAUAUAUUUGUGUAAAAUAUGAUGAAAAUUUAAAUAAUAAUGGUAUUAUAACAAUAAAAUUCUCUAAAGAUUCAAUAUGUUUAAUGAAACAAUUCAAUAAUAACGGUAUUAAUAAUCAAAUUGAACGUUUACAAAAAUAUUUACAAAAUGAUGAUUUAAAAAAUAUUAAUAAAGAAAAUGAAGAUAAAGAUGAAGAAUUAAAUGAAAUAUCAUUAUCAAUGGAAAUAUUACAAUUAUAUCCAAUAGAUUUUACGGAUAAAAAUUCAUUGAAAAGAAUGAACUCAUGUAAAUUUCCAAAAUUAUUACAUGGAAAUUGGGAGCACAUUAAUAUUAUGAACGAUUCACUUAUAUAUCGUGAUCAAAUAUCAUAUAAAUCAUAUACAAUGAAAUGUGUUGAGAAAUCUAUUGAUAAUAGUUUUUUGGUAUAUAGCCGUACACAAUGUGAUGAAGAAAUUUAUCAAUGCAUUAAAAUUAAAAUUCGUGAUCAAAAUAUAAUUGAAUUUCAAAUUGGUAUUACCCAAUCACAAAUUGAUGAUUUAAAAAUAUGUAAUGAAGAAAAUUUCAAUAUGGAUCAUUGGAUAACACAAAGUAGAGAAGAUGAUAAUUAUAAAUUUUCAGCAUGCCCAAUUAAUGGUAUUUAUCACGGUAUAAUACCGGAUGCACCAAAUUUGUGUGCAAAAUUAAUAUCAAAUUGUAAAUCGAAAGAUGUUAUGUUUUAUGAAGUUUAUUCAUGUGAUUUUCAUGAAAUCUAUGAAGAGAGAAAAUAUCGAUGCCUUGGUCAAUGGAAAGAUGAUAAAUUUGUUUAUACCUAUACAAAACGUUUGGAUGUAUUGACAUAUGAAUGUUUUAUCGGAGCACAAAUUAACCAUGAUAUAAUAUUUAUUAAAGAAGCUGGAGAGCAUUGUAGUCGUUUAAUAGAUCCAUUAAAGCAUGGAAUGGAAUUGAAUAAAAUUGGUUAUUGUAGCAACAAUACUGAAUUAAAUAGUGAUCACAAUAAAUAUGAUAAUAAAUAUCCUGGUAUUAUUAUAAAUGUUACAUUAAAUGAUAAUUUUCCAUCAAUUUUAACAACAAAUACAGAUGAUAAGGAACAACAAAAUUAUUAUGUUGACCAAGAAAAAUAUAAUCAGGAAAAAAAUCAAGAACAACAAAAUCAACGUAAUAUUAAAUUAUUAAAAACUUAUAACAAUAAUGAGGUAUUUAUACCACCACCAUCUCAUAUUAUAUCGGCAAUAUUAAAGGAGAAUACAAAAUUACGUGAACAAAUGAAUUUAUUUAAUAAUAACAAUAAUAAUAAUAAUGAUUAUAAUAAUAAUAGUAAUACAGUAAUGGCAUCAACAAUGACAUUAUUAAAAUCAUUAGAUUAUUUUGAUAAUAGUGAUGUGAAUAACAAUUACAAUAAUAGAAAAAGUGAGCUUAAAUAA